This is a messenger RNA of Priapulus caudatus, 5326 nucleotides long. RefSeq lists its product as uncharacterized. The record is from RefSeq and is a predicted model, not a curated record. The transcript has 17 exons. NCBI's taxonomy places the organism in Eukaryota, Metazoa, Priapulida, Priapulimorpha, Priapulimorphida, Priapulidae. The coding region runs from base 1 to 4878 and encodes 1625 amino acids. Gene Ontology annotation, molecular function: DNA binding. Gene Ontology annotation, cellular component: transcription factor TFIIIC complex. Gene Ontology annotation, biological process: transcription initiation at RNA polymerase III promoter; 5S class rRNA transcription by RNA polymerase III.
AUGGGGGUUGGGCAGGGCACAUUUACAUUUUCACCAUUGAGGAUGGAAUCCGAAACAUUACAUUUCCUGGUGUUCGUGUUUGUUCAUCGUAAGGCGGCCAUCUUUGACACGACGAUCUCGCGGCCAGCCUACAACACGGUGACUGAGGGCCUGUCGUACGAGCGGCACAGCUAUGUGCUGCAGACGCCUACCGAUGUCGAGCAGUACUGGUGCGACCUGCGCUGGUGCUGCCUCAAUACCCCGCUCGGUCUACACAGGGGUGCUCAGAGCAGCUCGACGAUCGUGGACAUCUACAAGAAGGCGGAGCUUGCGGUGGCGGCGAGGACGCACGAGAAGGACGAGGUCAAGGACACGGGCUUCGUGCCGGGCGACGCGCUCGGUGCUGCCGGUCUCGACUCCGCCAUGUUCGCUCUGCCUUGUCUCUCCGUCUCUCUCCAGCUGCUACUGUGUUACGUUGCCUCCUGCUUCCUGGACAAUAACAGCCGAGGCAUCAUCGUGCCGUGGACGGUGGUCAGAGACGUGAUGCAUGAGAAUCUACAGGUGUCGCACAGUAAGACGUCACGUGCGUGCCAGCGCAGGGUCAACUACGUGAUCAAGAACCCUCAGACGGUGCUCAACCUGGCUGUGUACCUAGGAGAGGCACUGCAGGACAAGGAUCUUGUAGCUGAGUUCAAGUCAAGGAAGAUGAAACUAAGUGAGAACGAGCACAUGUUUAGAGAAGUUCUGGCAAAGCUCCGUGACAAGUUCAGCUCGAUGGACUCGGAUACGUGUUUGGAUUUGCCUGACACGCUCGCGGAGCUGGAGGCACGUUACACGCUCACGCCGUGUGGGCGUCUGCCCUCCAAACGCUCCAUACACAGCGACGUCACGACAACCGAUGACAUCACCUUUAGUGUGCUGCACAACAUCAUACAUUCAUCUCUGGCAAACAAGGAGAAGAGUGAUAAGUGUGGAAGCUGCUCGAUCCAGCUGUUCAAACUCUACCAGCAGUACCCAGACGACAUGGUGCGUAACGUACUGUGUCAGAUGAGAAACGAUGGACUCGUCAGCAAGAACAAGUCGACACUGCAGCGCAGGCGACAGGCUCAGAGAUUCCUACCAUUUGUUGGCACAGCGUACCAGCUCUCACUCGCGUAUCGCUACAUGUUCAUCCCGUCUUACCCUGCUUCCAUCUGCGAGGAGGCGUACAGGGCAUACAGGGAGCUGGAGGUGGCUCAGCAGCAGGGUACAGGUGAGGGCGUGUCCUUCAGCAACGUGCAGAAGGGAGGCCACGCUGCAGCCAUAGUGUCCCUGCUCGCGCAGAACAAGUUGACCUUUGACACAAUCAUCCCAGACCAGAUCAUCCUGGUUGACUUGACGCGAUUGAAGACAGAUAUCCCAGCCAGGGGCAAGAUGUUCAAUGAGUCGCCGGGCAAAGACACUGAAGAUGAAGAUGAGGAUCUUCUCUGCCUGGUGCCAGAAGCAGCGCCUCCUACACCGGAGCCUAUACCCUUUCCUCGUGAACCGCAGGCGGUCACACGACCAUGUCUGGUGCUGCCAUCUGUCAUGACGCCCGUCCCCAGCACAAGCAACCUGCCAGUCGAGUCUAAGGUUGAACAAUUGCCUCCGGAACCAUGCACGUCGACCCUGACUGCGGACAGUGCAUUCAACACCCCAUCCAUUCAACAAGCUCCCGCAGUGACAUUCACCGUGCUGGCGUCCGUCUGUGCUGACGCCAGCAUGCAGCCCUCCGAUCUCUGCACUGAUGUCACUACCUCCGUCUCUGAAGUCAGCACCGCUGUCAGGAGAUACGUACCUCUGAAACCCAAGCCACCGGCAGAGGGCAGCACCGGCGACGGCGGCGGCGGGAAGCACAGCACGGUGGGGUUCGAGCCGUCAAUGCUGCAGCAGAACGCCUCGCGCUUCGCACUGAUGGUCAUCCGCGGUCAGUGCCUCGAGGCCGGCUCCGAGAAGCACCUGUCUGGCUCACUGUACGACCACAUCGUCGUCAACCCAGCGAAGAUACGCGUGUCACUGUGCGCCCGCCGCCGCGCCGACGCCACGACGGGGGAACCGGCGGCGUGUGCCGCCUCGGUAGCAGUGAGUAACAGUGAUGCGGGGACCGGCGGUGAGGAUGGUCGUCCCGCGCAGAUGGCCGACACGGGUGACCGACACGAAAACCGUGACGGCGACGCUUCUAGACCGGACGAGGAUGUAGAUGGCAGCACAGAGCAGGUGGACGGGUUGCUGGAGGUGAAGACAAUCAAUCGGAUCAUUCAGGCGCAGGUGCAAGUACUCUCGCAACAUGUCAAGCAGUUCUCUGUCUUCCUGGCUGAUGUCGAGGAUGAGGAGGAUAAUGCGAAGCUCAGGAAGGUUUAUGAGAGCAUAGUAGGAUGUCGGGAGCUGGGAGUGAGAGCAGAGGACCUCUAUACAGAGUACAUGGACUGGCACUGCAGUGGAAUGCUGCGGCGAUUGCUAGCCUUGCUUACCAAGAACCUUCAGGUGCUGACGGUUGGCGUGACGGCGCUGCGCUAUGUCGCAUUCGUCUGCGCUAAGCCCUGGAUCAUCAACUCCACGCGCCAGCGUCGACUCGCCUCGAGGCGAUACAGGAGGGAAGUCGAAAGCUGCGCGAACGACGACGUCGUUGCGAUCGCUCGUCGUCACAGCGAUGGUGAGGGCGUUCGACCCACCUGGCGCGUUGCCACGGCGACCGACCGCGUCGUUGACGGACAUGAUGGGCUGAACGCCGUGCCGCCACCGCCGCCCAUCGCAGCCGGCGUCGCUGAGACGGUCGAAGCCACCGCGGAUCGCACGGACGCUUGUGAUGAAGCGAGGCAAUGCGGCGAUACCAAAGAGCGAGCUGUCGUGCGCACACGCACGGAUAUACAGGCGAAUGUCAACGACAAGGAGUCCGAUGCUGGGGACGGCAACUCUAAAGCACGUUUGCUCGCUGCCGACAGCCGAGCGUCUACGCGAAAGAACGAUGCCAGAACUCACCAGGAGAACAACGGGAGCACGCAACUCGAGAACAAUGGGAGCACGCGUUCCAGGAACGAUGGGAGCGUGCAUCCUGAGAACAGUGGGAGCAACCAUCCUCAGAACAAUGGGAGUGCACAUCCUGAGAACAACGUGAGCGCGCGUCCCGGAAACGAAGGCGACGCAAAAUCUGACACCCCGCCCGAGACCGCCGGUCAGUGCGAUAGAGGGCAUGAGCGCACGCGGGGGAGGCGCGUCACUGCAGCUGUCCACAACACACGCAUGAGGACGUGCGAACGACCCCACCUGGCGCCAUCUGGUGAGCACGCUCAUUUAGGCCGGAGGCGGGUCGACGACUCGGCGGCCAAGCGUAGACGCAGUCUGCGAGGCAGCAAGGAGAGGCGAGGUGGUGAGCCGAGCCCCAAGCGAGGCAUGUUCUCUAUGUCGAGCGACAGCCGAGAGCGCGGGGCGACGGGAUCAUUGCGUGACAAGGUGGCGCCACCGAGAGGGACGAGCGACUGCGGCGACAAGUCGAACAGCAGCAAGAAGGCCUCCGUACGGCAGGAGAAGGCUGAUGUCACCGAGGGAGAGUCCAUCAUUAAGGAGUCAAGUAAGCCGCAGAAGAUGAGGAGGAAGAGUGAACGUGGGUCCGCGAUGAACUCGCAGGCGGUGGAUCGCAGUAGACGCGAUUUUGUGGACUCCACUGCGGUAGGCGACCCAGAAGGCCAGGACUGUGCCAUCUCAUCUAGAAGGUCAGCCAGAGGUAAGCGUGGCAGUGGUGGCCGGCGCGACUCGACUCCAAAGACAAGCGCGUGCAAAGCAGAACCCAUCGACCCCGGCACGUCACCUAAAAGCGUAACGAGAAGCGCGAAGAAACACUCUACUAGAGGCAAGUCAGAUGGUGAUGACACCACUGUCUCAACCAGAAGGACAACACGAGGCAUGGAGACAACUCGCAAUGUAGAUACGAAAGAUUGCGUAGAGAUGGAACAGAACGGUGGUAAAUUGAGACAAGUAACCAGGGGCGAACCAGAGAGGGCUGGUCGUGAAAUCCCAUCUAGAAACACUACCAAAGUCACGAGGGCGCACAGCGAGGUCCUUCAAUCUAGGGAAACAACUACUAAACGGCAGAAGGACGAUGACGAGAUAGUCAUCUUGAUUGGAGGCAUGGAGGAGGGUCCGGAUCAAAAUGUCUCGUGGUCCAAUACAACACGAGGCACUGCUGCGAAGAUACCGGCACCAGUUAGCUACAAGGGAAAGCCGUCAGGCGAGGUGGGGACAAAUACAAGAGAGGAAGUCGGUGAGAACCUUUCUCCAGAGAAACCCACGGCCGUGCCCUCCUCCGGCGGGGAAGGUGGCGUGGCAGCUCCGUCCCGCACACCACCAGCAGACAGCAACGAUGCGAGCGAAACACUGGAUAAUUCUGCGCAGCCAAGCAGCAUUCGUGAAAGUCGCUCACGCGUUGGAACCGAUGCGGCGAUUGCUGAGCCGGGCAGGGAUCAUCGGGGGCAGAGGCAGCGAGCAUGUUGGCAGGAAGAAGACAAGGACUGGGAAUCCGUGAAUCUGCUCCCGCGACCUUGGAGGAAGGUCGACGGCUCGCUGAACCGACUGGUGCUGCGCUCAAUGUGCGAGGCAGUGCUGCUGCACAUCAUGACCUUCCCGGCGGUCACGCACGAGGCGGUCUGCAAGAAGUUCAACCCUGCGCUGCAAGCAGCUUGCGUGGCUGAGAUCAUUGAGUUGCUUGAGGAGGCCGGAUGCCUCGAGAAGUCGUUUCUACCGACAAUGCCUGAACCCACUGCAUUCUCUAAGACAUCCAUCAUAUUUAUUCCUCAGGAGAUGCCAGGCUGUACUGUCAUCUAUGAGUCAACCAUCGACGCCAUCUUGAAGUUAGGCCAGAUUUUUGCGUUUAGGAAACACAGCUAAAGUGUGUGGGGCUGUUCCUUGUCAGGGUCAAUAUAAGAAUCGGGUGGCUACCCAUGCUGAACACUUUCUGUGAAUGUCUAUUGUUAGGGGAAGCACAGUAUACUAUCUACACAUUUUUAUUGUUAGACGAAGCAGGAUACAAUCGGUAAAUCUACAUUGUACAUUUGUACUGUCUAUAUAUAUAACAAGAAUUGUACGAUUAUAUUCUAAAUUGCGUUUGUAGCAUUAAAUUGGCGAGGUUUCUUUAUGAACCUGCAGUAUGCAGUAGUCUAGAGAAUUUAGGUGUCUCUACUGACUUGAGUGUCUUUUAAGUUAUUAUCAAGUUAGGCUGAUUAUAUUUAUGGUUUUGGGAUAUAGGUAACUGGGCAAUCCAGCCCGACAUGAUGUUUGACAUUGCAGAAUAGUAUUGUGCUGUUGUCAAAAUAUGUAUAUCUGUAAAUCAGCUGAA